AUGGCGAACGUUAAUUUGCAGAUGCCGCUCAUUGCAGCCGCCACCACCAUUCUGACAAUUGUCAGUGGGGCCAGCACCACAGAGGCGGCUAAGAACCACCCACUAUAUCACAACAUGGGCUCUUUGUUCGACAAUCGGUGGCUGCCCAUGGAUCAAUCGAUGCAGCAUCAUACCCAUCAUCAUUAUGGCUCGCCCAAAAUUCCAGGCGGAAAUGCAGGCGAAAGACGUGCGUUUAGCAGCAGCAGCCAUUCCUCAGGAUCCCCGCAAGGAUUAGCCACGGUGCUCAAUGGGCUCACAAAUCUCUCGGGCCUGGGUCACAUCACCAAUGGUUACGGCUCGAUGGCGCCCACCCACACGGAGGCACUGGCCCUGGGCUCCACCAAACAGGAGAUACCGAUUUACGAGGAGAACAAUGAAGAUGCCGCAGUGGCCGCAGUUGCAGCAGCUGGUGCCCAUGAUUUCGGUUCGGGAAAUGAGCAAUCUGGUGGCGGCCUAGGGAACAAUCAACAGCACUCGCCGGCCUACAGUUAUCCCACUGCUGUGCACAAUGGUGGAUAUUUGCCUGCCUAUGGGCAACAAGGUUCUGGUGCUGAGCAGAGUUACGAAUCCUGGCCAUCAUCGGCGAUUGAGGAGCAACCGGAACAGCAGGCGGCUCAUCCAUAUGCGUACGAUAAAAUUUCAACGAGUAAUUUCCUGCCACACUACGAGCAGGGAUCUGGAUACGAUGACCAGCAGGGGCAACUCUACCAGCAACAGCAACAGCAGCAGCAUCAGCAGCAACAACUUUACCAUCAGCAGCAGCAACUUUACCACCAGCAGCAGCAACUUCAGAAGCAGCAACAGCAACAGGAACAGGAUCAGCAUUCCUCGUUCUUUAGCCAACAUGACCCAUCCGCCUCGGGAUCCGGUUCGACAUCGGCUUCAUCUGCCUCGGGCGGAUCUGGUGCUGAUGACUACGAAGAGCAUCCCGAUGCUGGCCAGGAGCAGAGCUCCAACUACUUGUCGGAGGCAAGUGGUCAUGGCCAGGGUCACACCCAUCACUCGCAUCAUGUGGAUAUCAUUAACUAUGUGCCGGUGAAGCAUGUGAAGAAGCAGCAUGUGCCGGUCGAAAAGGAGGUGAAGAUACCCAUAUCGCAUGCGGUUAUAAUACCAGUUCGCAAGCCAGUUCCCAUCCACAUACCAAUUACCAAGAAUGUCCAGGUGGCUGUGGAAAAGGAACUGAAAGUGCCCGUGGAGCGAUUGAUUCCGGUGCCGGUGGAGAAACACAUCCCAGUGCCCGUGGAGAAGCAUGUGCCCUAUCAUGUGGUCAAAUAUGUGCCCAUCAAGGUGCCCAAGCCUUUUCCCGUAAAGGUGCCUGUUUUUAAAACGGUGCUGCACAAGGUCAAGAGCUGGUGGUAG
Drosophila rhopaloa is the source of this 1398-nucleotide messenger RNA. Its product is annotated as box A-binding factor. Bases 1 to 1398 code for a protein of 465 amino acids. The record is from RefSeq and is a predicted model, not a curated record. NCBI's taxonomy places the organism in Eukaryota, Metazoa, Arthropoda, Insecta, Diptera, Drosophilidae. The transcript has 2 exons.